GCAAAUCCUCCAAUCGGAGCUUCCACCUUAGAAGAAACUCUAAGGACCGUAGCUUGCUGAAUCUUUCUGGAAGUAGCUUGCAAAGAAAUGAGUUGUCACAGAGAUAUUAACCUGAGCACAGUAAAUUAACUUUCUACAUAAAUCAUACCUACUCAAAUUUCCUCAAAAAGAAGAAAUAAUUCUUGUGUGUGUUUUCAACUAUGUCUAAAAGUAUUCAGAUUAAUGCCAUGUGGAGUAAACUCUCCCACACCCUAGAAAACCACAAAAACACCUGCAAAGAAUUGGCCAUCAUCAAUCAUAGACUAGUGAAGCAAAUCCAGUACUAUGAUACAAAAGCAACUCACUUGGCCAUGUUUUAUGUCAUUUUCCUGCUCAUCAUUUUCCUGUCAAAUUCAAAACCCUCACCCGUCCAAUGUAAAAACUGGUGGAAGCCUUUCUCCCUUUCCAUUUUGGUUGCAGUUACAUUUGGUGCCAACUUCAUAUCAACCAUACUUAAAUGCAUCCACAUAAAGAAUGCUCUAGACAUGAACUGGAUCGACCAAGGGCUGAGCAUUCAAAAGAUGGCUCACCUAGAGCGAACAGCAAAAAACGAAGCAGAAUUCAUGGACCAUCAAAGGAGCUGCAACCCCGUUGUCAAAGUUGAACCACACUCCACAAGUUCAGAUGCAGACUCUUCAGACCAGAAAGAGAACUAUGUUCAAUUGCCCCAUGUUAAAAGUCAUGUUGCUUACUCAUAUACUGAUACAGAUGAGGAAAGUUCAGCCAGUGCGAUUGUGGAUUUGCCAAGAACAUACUCAACCCUGCAGCAACAAAACGUGGAUAGCAUUACUGUCUUUCAACAGUAUGCAAAAGCUGGAACAACUGUUUCCUUCUUGCUAGCCUACACAGUUCUGGUACUGUACGGAUGCCGCUCUUCUGUUUGUGAUGGUAACGCAUAGUUGGAAACACAAGUGAACUGAUUUACAGAAAAGGAUGAUUACCAGAUCAAAGGUUUUUACCUUGCCUAUCAUCUGAAGAGUUGUCAGUGGGUGCACUAUUCUCAAUAUGAACAAAUGCUUGCAUAGUUUUAGAUUCAUCUGAAGAGUUGUCAGUGGGUGCACUAUUCUUAAUAUGAACAAAUGCUUGCAUAGUUUUAGAUUCCUUAAGUUUUAAUAUUUUGUGUGCACUAGAUCUAAUAGCUUGUACAAACACUUGAAAGUUUGGGAUGCAUUUCAGAACACAGACAUAAAUGUAAAUUAUUGUUGGCUCUUGCUCAGCAAGAUUGUCAGUAUUUUGAUGAUCUCGGGAUUUUUGCAGAUAUGUAACAUGAGAUAAACUAUGCUUCAACAAGCAGUCAAAUUUGAUCAACAGAUGGAGAUUUUCCAACACAGAGUCAGAAUAGAUAGAAAUGAUAGAUCAAGUAUACAAAG
Solanum dulcamara is the source of this 1409-nucleotide messenger RNA. RefSeq lists its product as uncharacterized. Bases 201 to 938 code for a protein of 245 amino acids. The record is from RefSeq and is a predicted model, not a curated record. Lineage: Eukaryota; Viridiplantae; Streptophyta; Magnoliopsida; Solanales; Solanaceae. The transcript has 2 exons.